Boeremia exigua is the source of this 1309-nucleotide messenger RNA. Its product is annotated as 26S proteasome-like protein regulatory subunit. Gene Ontology annotation, cellular component: proteasome regulatory particle, lid subcomplex. NCBI's taxonomy places the organism in Eukaryota, Fungi, Ascomycota, Dothideomycetes, Pleosporales, Didymellaceae. Gene Ontology annotation, biological process: proteasome-mediated ubiquitin-dependent protein catabolic process; protein deubiquitination. Gene Ontology annotation, molecular function: proteasome binding; metallopeptidase activity; protein binding. The transcript has 3 exons. The record is from RefSeq and is a predicted model, not a curated record. The coding region runs from base 96 to 1100 and encodes 334 amino acids.
CCCGCACUGUAACGCCCUUCACCACUCACCCUCGCCCGCUCCGCUGCUGCACCCCCGACACACCACACACCACACCACACCACACAACACCCGGCAUGGACCGGCUCAGCAGGAUGCUCGCCGCCGCGCAGGGCAUGGGCGGCAUGGGCGGCGGACCCGCGCAGGACACGCACCUGAUCGACAACUCGGAGACGGUCUACAUCUCGUCGCUGGCACUGCUGAAGAUGCUGCGUCACGGCCGCGCCGGUGUGCCCAUGGAGGUCAUGGGCCUCAUGCUGGGCGAGUUUGUCGACGACUACACAGUACGCGUCGUCGACGUCUUCGCCAUGCCGCAGUCGGGUACCGGCGUGUCAGUCGAGGCCGUCGACCCCGUCUUCCAGACCAAGAUGAUGGACAUGCUGCGCCAGACCGGCCGCCAGGAAACCGUCGUCGGCUGGUACCACUCGCAUCCCGGCUUCGGCUGCUGGCUGUCCUCGGUCGACAUCAACACCCAGCAGUCGUUCGAGCAGCUCACCCCGCGCGCCGUCGCCGUCGUCGUCGACCCCAUCCAGUCCGUCAAGGGCAAGGUCGUCAUUGACGCCUUCCGCCUCAUCAACCCACAGACGCUCAUGAUGGGCCACGAGCCGCGCCAGACCACGUCCAACGUCGGCCACCUCAACAAGCCUUCUAUCCAGGCCCUUAUCCACGGCCUCAACCGCCACUACUACUCGAUCGGCAUCGACUACCGCAAAUCAGCCCUAGAGGAGAACAUGCUCAUGAACCUGCACAAGCACGUCUGGACAGAGGCGCUGCAGAUGGACGACUUCAACGUCGAGGGCGAGCGGAAUCAGGACCGUCUGCAGAAGCUGGUGACGCUUGCAGAGGGCUACGAGCAGCGCGUCAAGGAGGAGACCGAGCUCACCAAGGACCAGCUGAAGACGCGCUACGUCGGCAAGGUGGAUCCCAAAAAGCACAUCUCAGACGUCGGCCAGCAGCUCAUCGAAGACAACAUCGUAUCCGUAUCGAGACAGAUGAUCGACAAGGAAGCAUCAGUGCCAAAGUCCAACGGGAGGCAGAACGGGCGAGCGUGUCAGGACGAGGCUGAAGAGAUGGAAGAGUAGCACUCUACCAACAAUGAUGUGGACAUUACUCCAGAGAGCACUUUACACAUCAAGCUUGCAUUCGAAGGCGCAUAAAACGACGCACGUCAGGCGUAAAGGCAGAUCGCUGUGUCAGCAUCGGUGCAUGGACAGCGGACCUAUCGGGACAUAGAACCAUCGACGGUAUUUCCACGAGCAUCAACGUGAAUAUGAUAAUUAACAUGACUAUA